Messenger RNA from Drosophila rhopaloa, 885 nucleotides. Its product is annotated as transmembrane protein 223. The record is from RefSeq and is a predicted model, not a curated record. The transcript has 2 exons. NCBI's taxonomy places the organism in Eukaryota, Metazoa, Arthropoda, Insecta, Diptera, Drosophilidae. Gene Ontology annotation, biological process: nervous system development. Gene Ontology annotation, cellular component: mitochondrion. Bases 118 to 810 code for a protein of 230 amino acids.
AAUCUGAUUCCGGUUCCCGAACUAUGGAACCAAUGGCAAACGAAACAAAAUAUAAACAUCUGUAGAUUGUAGGUUAAAUUGUUUUAUAAUAACAAAUGCAGGAAAUUUUCAAUAAAGAUGAGCAAUCUGUUAAAUUUUGCCCUGCGUCAGGGAGUCAAUUCAAUUAAGCGCCUUAGCUUUACGAGUUUAAGACUGACAGUUCCGACUAUUCUUAGCAAAUCGCCGGUUUCCUCGAUAAAGAAGUUCUCCUCCCAAACAGCCCCAUUCGAUGUGAACACCAGUGUGCCCAAGGACAUAAUACUCUUCAAGUAUGAGAAUCCAAACUUUUACAAGAUGCUGAACUUUUUCGGCAUUUGUCAGUUUGUUUUCUGGACAUAUCUCUCGCAUUUUGCCUUUACUACGCUGAAGGAUGCGCCGGUGGUGGAGAAACCCGGCGAGGAUCUAAAGUGGUUCCAGCGAAUAAAUCUAGGCGAUAACAAGUACAGAAAUGGGAUUACAGCUUGCAGUUUUUUGAUAGGAUAUGGAAUUCUGGUUGCUGUCUGGAUGUUUACCCUUCGCUCGGUGCGUUUUCUUAUCUUGAGGAAGGGAGGUCAAAGCGUUUCCUUUGUGACCUACGGACCUUUCAACCGCAAUCGUAUUAUGACAGUGCCCCUCAAAUGUGUUUCCGCCGAGGAAUCACGGAAUUUAGCCAGAGUGCAACUGCCCAUUAAGGUCAAAGGGAAAACCCUCUACUAUGUUCUGGAUAUGCGGGGAGAGUUCCGGAAUGCCCAAUUGUUCGAUUAUACGGCGGGAUUAAAGCGCCGCAUUUAAAAACGUUCUUCAAGUAGUUGUGUUAUUUUGUAACUUAUUAUUUGUAAAUAAAAAUGUACACUACUUAAAAUAAAA